Molecule: messenger RNA, 1748 nt
Organism: Scophthalmus maximus (turbot)
Lineage: Eukaryota; Metazoa; Chordata; Actinopteri; Pleuronectiformes; Scophthalmidae
Gene: trappc6bl
Product: trafficking protein particle complex subunit 6B, like
Exons: 7
Coding region: 163-654 (163 amino acids)
Biological process (GO): endoplasmic reticulum to Golgi vesicle-mediated transport; regulation of GTPase activity
Cellular component (GO): trans-Golgi network; TRAPP complex; cis-Golgi network
Source: RefSeq, a predicted model, not a curated record
GGAAUAAAGUACAGCGCCACUGUAAAGUGCUCUUUUCCCGUCAUUACUAGCUAACUCCGCCUACUCAUGUCCAGAGGAGCGUCCCGGCGUUAAUAUCGAGCACUACCUGUGAAAAGCAGACUCGUAUUUACUUCGUGUAGCCCUACGAUCAUUUGACAGGAUAUGACAGACGAGGCGCUGUUUGAAUUUCUCCACAUGGAGAUCGUCUCCCAUGUUUACAAGGAGCAGCAAGCCAGCAAAGGAGAGAUGGACAACAAGGACAGAGCGGCCUGUGUUUCUGUCCUCGAAGGCAUGGGCUUCCGGGUGGGACAAGGACUCAUCGAGAGGCUGACCAGGGACUCUCCCAGCUUCAAGGAUGAGUUGGAUAUCAUGAAGUUCAUCUGUAAAGACUACUGGACCAAGGUGUUCAGGAGGCAGGUUGACAACCUCAGAACAAACCAUCAGGGCACCUAUGUUCUACAGGACAACAAGUUUUCUCUUCUGACUCAGCUCUCCGGUGGAAAACAGUACCUGGAUCAGGCUCCCAAGUACCUCGCUUUUUCAUGUGGCAUGGUGAGAGGAGCUCUAUCUAACCUCGGUCUGGACAGUGUGGUGACAGCCGAGGUCUCUGUCAUGCCAUCCUGUAAGUUCCAGGUGGUGAUCCAGAAGUUGUGACCUGAUCCUCUCUGCUACUGUGGUGCAGAUGAACAGGCCCCUGUGGGGUUCUGUUAAUCUCAAAGAGGGCAUAGCUGUUCCCGUCCUCCCACCGAACAAUCCAACCACAGAGGGAAUCAAACACCACCCUGGUUUCCACAGCUGGGACAAAGAGGACGAGAAUGACCUGGUACCCUUCUGACAAGGCAAACAGCGUUAUCGACCAGAGCUUACCUUUUACUCGUGGUAGUCUGAUAAAGAACGAGAUUUGUUUUAUUCCUUUUGCUUCUUGAUUUUGAUAAAUGAUAAUUUCCCAUUUGAACUAAAAUCUGUAUGUUUUGUGUCCUCAGCUUUAGUUUAAACUAAAUAAGUGAAGUCUGGGCCUGAAUUAACCAUACUUGCCUGAGCUUCGGAAAAAAAUAUAUAAAUUGAAACCAUACUUGCCUGAGCUUCGGAAAAAAAUAUAUAAAUUGACUGUCAGUGGCUGUGUAUACAAUAAUGUAAAUGUGAAUGUAUUGUUAUUUAAUACUGUCUGUAAUGUGUUGUAAUGUUAAGCCAGACAGAGUGCUUACUGAGAAAUAAUGAAAAUUGGAAGAAAAAAAAGAAUAAGACAUUGCUCAAUUUUUUUUCUGAAUUUUAGUCCAACCACAGAGGGAAUCAUUUAAAUUUCAGUACAGCUGUGUCAUAUUUUUAUAUGUGAUAAGAGUUUUCAGGCCUGGUUUUUCUACGAAAUGGGAUGACGGCUGCUUAUUUCAGAUGUGACCAAUCAAACUGGGUUAACAUGUUAUUAUGUCUGUACCCAGAUGUACAUUUUUGUCCUUUGUACAGCAUUGAUAUGUUAACAUAAAAAUAUUGAGUCAUGUUUUUUUGCAUGGUAGAGUUACAUUUAUUAAUAACAGUUUUCUCUGUAUGCAGGUCUCCUCAAAUAUGAGUCCCGAAACAGCAUACAAACAACACAAUUGUGGCUUUCUUUCUAGAUUUUGUUUUUCUCAUCAAAGCAUUUUCCUUGAACUGUAAUAUUAAUGAUGUGACAUGUGAAUACUACAUCAAUUAAGACCAGUUGAACAAGGAAAGUCAACAACACCAUGAACACAACAAUAAAGGAAGUCACCGCC